Corylus avellana is the source of this 1137-nucleotide messenger RNA. Its product is annotated as protein IQ-DOMAIN 19-like. The record is from RefSeq and is a predicted model, not a curated record. NCBI's taxonomy places the organism in Eukaryota, Viridiplantae, Streptophyta, Magnoliopsida, Fagales, Betulaceae. Gene Ontology annotation, molecular function: protein binding.
AUGGGAAAGGCAGGGAAAUGGAUUAGAAACUUUUUGCUUGGGAAAAGGGAGCAGAAAUAUAAGAAGAAUGAAUCUUCUUCUUUUUCUGCUGAGCACCAUCAUCAUAAUCCAAGCAUCAAACCUGGGAGUCCUAGAAUGAAGAAAAGAUGGAGUUUUGGAAGAGCAGCUGGGAAAAGGGCAUCCCAUAAAUUUUCUAAAUCACUUGACUCAAUUGACACCACCAAACUUCCACUGCAGGCCACUGCAGAAAAUGUUGAUGUUGAAAAUGCAGCUGCCACAAGGAUUCAAGCUGUCUUCCGUUCUUAUUUGGCAAGGAAAGCAUUGUGUGCUUUGAAGGGACUAGUGAAGUUGCAGGCACUGGUGAGAGGUCACCAGGUGAGAAAAGAAACAACAGCUACUCUGCGGCGCAUGCAUGCAUUGAUCUCUAUUCAAGUUAGAGCAAGGGUUCAGAGGAUUCAGAUGGCAGAGGAAGCACAUCUUGUUGUCAAAAGGGAACCAUCCAUUCAUAGGAGUUUCAUUCAGGAGAACGGGUUCAGAAGAAUGCUUAGGGAAAGAAUGGAUACCAAUCUGGAUGAAAAUCAGGGAGGCUUAAAGAGCAAAAGUGCACGUCUGAAUCAUUCACAAAAUGAGAGGAUAGAGAAUGGUGGGUUGGCGACAUAUUAUUCUGGAAACCUUUCCAUCUCAAGAAGAGAACACCAAUACAAGAAGUACUCAUUCACAGCACACAACAGUCCCCAACAUUAUCUUCCCACGUCUCAGCUAAACCCGACAACGGCCAGCUCUUUAGCUUUUGAGCAGCCUGAUUGUCUAGACUUACCCAACUACAUGGCCAAGACAGAAUCUUCAAGGGCUAAAGUCAGAUCACAAAGUGAACCAAAGCAACGACCAAAUUGUGGGAUGAGGCAGAAAAGUAAGAGAAUGGAAUCAACAGAUGGUAGGAGUGGCUCAUUGGAGAAUCAAAUGCAACGUUCAUCUUCUCGUUCCAAGCGAUUUAGCCAAGAAAACUAUGACCCCUGGUUUGCCAAGCUCUAUCCUCCAUUAACAAGAACCUCCAACAGCAGGUCUGAUGCAAUCACCACAUCCAGCAGUGAUUCCAACCACUACAAAUCUCUUGCAUAUGAGGUCAGAAAUCACUGA